AUGUCCCUGUCCCCAACCACGUCCAGCGUUUCAACACGCGCCGGUAGCAGCAGCAGCUUCAGUCACUCGUUCAGCAACGAAACCGAUGGCAGGCAUCAAGAAGUCGUAACCACCACUUCAGCCCAUUGCCUCAUUAUCUACACGGGCGGGACGUUCGGCAUGGUCCCGAAUGCCCACGGGGUCUUGCACCCAAGUAGCGGCUUCCUAGCAAAGAAGCUCAACGACAUGGACGAGUUCAAAUGCGACCACAUGCCAUGCGUGACAGUCAGCGAGUGGGUCGAUCCCAUCGACUCGUCCGACAUGCGCCCAAGCGACUGGAGCAAAAUCGCGCUUGAGAUCGAAGCCAAGUACUGGGACUACGACGGCUUUGUCGUCCUCCAGGGCACCGACACCAUGGCGUACACAGCCUCGGCCUUGUCGUUUAUGCUCGAGUUCCUUGGGAAGCCCGUGGUGAUCUCGGGGGCGAUGAUCCCCUUGCACUAUCCACACAGUGAUGCCCGCCGCAACCUCAUCAUGUCCGUCAUGUGCGCGACGUCCCUGGCCAUCCCGGAAGUCUGCAUUUACUCCAACAACAAGCUCUUGCGAGGCAACCGCACGACCAAAGUCGCCAACAUGUCGGUCGAUGCCUUCCACUCGCCGAACUUCCCGUCCCUGGCUGUCACUGGCGUGGAAGCAAUUGUGGACCAGCCGUUGAUCCUGCCGUACCCGCGGUCGCGCUUUCGCGUGUUCACCGACUUGGUGACCACCAUCUGCGUCUUCCAUUUGGUGCCUGGGUUCGACCUCGAGUGCAUUGAAGCGUACAUUGACCGGCACACGGCCCGCAAGUGCGGGAACGAGCCUGUCAAGCCGAAAGCGCUCGUCUUUGCGCUCUUCGGCACUGGCAACGCGCCGUUGUGUCAGGACGGGUUUCUGCGACUGGUGCGGCUGGCCAUUGCAGCGGACAUGCCAGUGACCGUCACCUCGCAGUGCGUUCAAGGCAGGACGCAGCUUGAUACGUACGCGACCGGCGUGAGUUUGCUCAACAUGGGUGUGAUCACGUCGCUGGACAUGACGAUUGAAGCGUGUGUGGCCAAGUUGGGCUACCUCCUGGGCAAAGGCGUUCGAGGCAAGGAGCUCAAGAUGAAGAUGGAAACGGACUUGCGUGGGGAGCUCUCGGUUGUCGAUGCCGUCGCCCAUGGCGAGGAAAUGAGCCGCACGCGUCAAUAUCGAAAGACCGUUGUCCGAAGCUUUGCCUCGCACUAG
This is a messenger RNA of Peronospora matthiolae, 1242 nucleotides long. The record is from the annotation of a GenBank genome assembly. NCBI's taxonomy places the organism in Eukaryota, Oomycota, Peronosporomycetes, Peronosporales, Peronosporaceae.